UUUCCUCUUAUCUUCUUCGUUUUGCGAGCUUCUCGAGAGGUUCAACAAUGGCGUCUCGUUACGAGGUCGAGGUCACGAUAAGCUCCGCCCGAGACCUCAAGAACGUCAACUGGCGACACGGCGAUCUCAAACCCUACGUCGUGGUUUGGGUCGAUCCGGCCGCGAAGAGCUCCACCAAGGCCGACGUCGACGGCGACACCGAUCCUGUUUGGGACGAGAAGCUGAUCAUCCCUCUCGGUGAUCGAUCCAUCCAAGAUGCUGUCCUCUCGAUCGAUGUCGUUCACGCCGGUACUGCCGAGGAUGUGAAGCCGCUCAUCGGCUCUGCUCGGCUCCCGCUGCGCGAGGUCGUCGAUGAGGGCGGUUUUGGUGGGAAGGUGUCCCGAUCUCUCAAGCUUAAGCGCCCGUCGGGAAGACCGCACGGGCGGAUCGAGGUCAAGGUCGCCGUCAAGGAGCCCGCCCGAUACUACGAUCCCUACCCUGCGCCGUACGGCGCCGGCGUGUCCCGUGAUUAUCGCGAUCCUUACGGGUACGCCCCUCAACCUUACUCUGCUCCCGCCUCCUCUGGAUACCCUUACGCUGCACCUCCGUCCGGAUACCCUUCUGCUCCGCCUCCGUCCGGAUACCCUUAUGGGGCAGCGGCGCCGCCCCCGCCGAUGGGUGCAUAUGAUCAGGCAAGGUAUGGGACAGCGGCGCCGCCCCCGCCGAUGGGUGCAUAUGAUCAGGCAAGAUAUGGGACAGCGCCGCCGCCCCCGCCGAUGGGUGCAUAUGGUCAGGCAGGGUAUGGAGCGGCGCCGGUUGAGAAGAAGAAGUCGGGGAUGGGGAUGGGGACUGGGCUUGCGGUUGGAGCGGCCGCUGGGGUUCUCGGAGGGUUAGCGCUAGCGGAGGGUGUUGAUUACUUGGAGGACAAGGUAGCGGAUGAUGCUGCGGAGAAGGUUGAGGAUGAUCUUGGUUACAGUUACGGUGACGAUGACUACUGAUAAAAAAAAAAUACCAAUUAAAUACUGCAUAAUAAGUGAUCUAAAAGUGAAUGUUUUAAUGCUUUUGAAAUAUUUGAAAUUUCAAUA
Messenger RNA from Dioscorea cayenensis subsp. rotundata (Guinea yam), 1064 nucleotides. Its product is annotated as protein SRC2 homolog. NCBI's taxonomy places the organism in Eukaryota, Viridiplantae, Streptophyta, Magnoliopsida, Dioscoreales, Dioscoreaceae. Gene Ontology annotation, biological process: defense response. The record is from RefSeq and is a predicted model, not a curated record.